Molecule: messenger RNA, 1871 nt
Organism: Papilio polytes (common Mormon)
Lineage: Eukaryota; Metazoa; Arthropoda; Insecta; Lepidoptera; Papilionidae
Gene: Chi
Product: LIM domain-binding protein 2
Exons: 9
Coding region: 679-1818 (379 amino acids)
Biological process (GO): nervous system development; positive regulation of transcription by RNA polymerase II; negative regulation of transcription by RNA polymerase II
Cellular component (GO): nucleus; transcription regulator complex
Molecular function (GO): LIM domain binding
Source: RefSeq, a predicted model, not a curated record
GCACGUGUCCCGCCGACGUGUUGCGGGUGUCACGCUGGCCCACCGCGCCCGCAGCCCGCAGCCGACGGAGUCAUUGACACGCGCCAGCGUGACACACAUUCCGCGUCUGACGGAACGCGAACACGUCGCUUUUCUCGCUGAUUUUUUUUAUUUCGUCUUCAACAACCAUUGUAUUACCAGCCAGCGGCCGGCAAGCGCGCGCUCCUUAAUUUAUGGUUUCGCGUUUUAUUAUCAGUGUGCCGCGUGUAGCGUGUGCGUGCGGUGGACGUCGGCGCUCGCUCUGCCUACCAGGGCGCCAUAAGACGGAACAGUUCGGCUACACAUCUCGCGAUUUCAUUUCCGCAUUCGAUUCAGUGUUUAUUUUUUUCUACAAGUUUUGUGUGUGUUUAUUGUGCCUUGUUUUGUGAUUACAAAUAUAACAAACCAAAGCCUCCAAAGAGUGUUACAUAUUUAAGUGUAAAAAAAUAUAUAUUUAUUAAAUUAAAUUAAAUUAUAAGUGUGCUUAAAAUAAAUAAAAAUAAGGUAUUGGUCAGGGAGUAUAAAGAUCAUCAAAGACUGUGUGUGAUUACAAAAAAAAAGUGUGUCAAAGUACCAGGCUAUCAUAACUCAUUAGGAGUGUCACAACCUGCGGUCCGUGUACUAAAACCGCAGUAAUGGUACGGUGACAAAGUGGCCUACAUGCCGGUGGCGCUGGGCUCGCUCGGCGGCGAGGGCGAGUACCGCGAGUACGGCCACCAUCUCUCGCCGCACCAUCCCCACCACGCCCCGCACGCCCCGCACCAGCCCCACGCGCCCCACCUGCAGUACCAUGAGUACGCGCCGCCGCCGCCCAUCUACCAUCCUAUACCGGACCCAUACUUCAGAAGGCACGCGCCAUACUUCGGCCAGCCAGAUUACAGAGUUUACGAACUCAACAAACGGUUACAACAGAGGACAGAGGACUCAGAUAACCUAUGGUGGGACGCGUUCGCGACAGAGUUCUUCGAGGACGACGCAACGUUAACACUCACAUUUUGUUUAGAAGAUGGACCUAAAAGAUACACAAUAGGAAGGACGUUAAUACCUCGCUACUUCAGAAGCAUAUACGAGGGCGGAGUAUCCGAGUUAUAUUACACGAUGAGACAGCCCAAAGAAUCCUUCCACAAUACCAGCAUCACGCUGGACUGUGACCACUGCACUAUGGUGACACAUCACGGGAAACCAAUGUUCACUAAGGUGUGUACAGAAGGAAGAUUGAUCCUAGAGUUCACAUUUGACGAUCUAAUGCGGAUCAAAUCUUGGCACAUGGCGGUACGAGCUCACCGCGAGCUGAUCCCCCGGCAGGCGGUGCAUCCUCCAGACCAUGCUGCGUUGGACCAGCUCGCUAAGAACAUCACCCGGCAAGGAAUUACCAACUCCACGCUCAACUAUCUCAGGUUGUGCGUGAUAUUGGAGCCCAUGCAGGAGUUAAUGUCGCGGCACAAAGCGUACGCGCUGUCGCCGCGGGAUUGUUUAAAGACGACACUCUUCCAGAAGUGGCAGCGGAUGGUCGCACCACCAGAAUCACAACGUCCCGCGAGCAAGCGGCGCAAGCGCAAAGGCAGCGCGGGCGCGAAUGCGGCGCCGCCCGCGCCCACUAAGAAACGCUCGCCCGGACCCAACUUCAGCCUCGCAUCACAGGACGUGAUGGUGGUGGGUGAACCAUCACUGAUGGGCGGCGAGUUCGGUGAUGAGGACGAGCGGCUGAUCACGCGGCUCGAGAACACGCAGUACGAGGGCGACGUGGAGUGGAGCGCGCCGCCCGCCUCGCCCGCCAAGACGCCGCCCGCGCCGCACUGACCCCCGCACCCCUCCACACACUAAUAUAGGAUAUUACAGAUAAUUGUAUUUCA